Molecule: messenger RNA, 889 nt
Organism: Durio zibethinus
Lineage: Eukaryota; Viridiplantae; Streptophyta; Magnoliopsida; Malvales; Malvaceae
Product: plant cysteine oxidase 1-like
Molecular function (GO): oxidoreductase activity, acting on single donors with incorporation of molecular oxygen, incorporation of two atoms of oxygen
Source: RefSeq, a predicted model, not a curated record
UUUAAUUAAUUAGUGUUAGUUAUUUGUUUAGGUCGUCUUUAUAGUCAUGAUAACUGUGAAUGACAAACUUCCUUAUGGACUAUACAAUGGAGAAAAGCAAAAUACAAAUGCUACAUGAUGCCUGCAAUUAUAUUUUUUCCCAGAAGGAGCUUCCAACUUUCCAACAAAUUCAACGGCUGAGAAACAUCUUAAAUAUAUUUGAAGCUGUUGAUGUUGGUAUAGAUGAAUUUAACGUGGAUGGAUCUCCAAGUUCAAGCCCGAAGAUCACCAAUGGAUUGAUUCCUGGGCAAGGAGUUUCUGAGAUAACUUACAUUCACAUUUAUGAAUGUGACAAUUUCUCGAUAGGAAUUUUUUGCUUCCCGGCUGGCAGGACAUUUCCUCUUCAUGAUCACACUGGGAUGACGGUUCUAAGCAAACUUCUUUAUGGCUCAGUUUAUGUCAAGGCCUACGAUUGGGUGUGGGAGGAGAACUCUAGCCCCAGAACAAAUGGACUAGCAGGCACUGUAAUAGAUGGCAUCUUCAAUGCACCUUGUGAACCAUUCGUCCUCUUCCCAAGGAGUGGUGGAAACAUCCAUUCUUUCACUGCCUUGACUCCUUGUGCUAUCUUGGAUGUGUUAUCCCCGCCAUACAAUGAUGACUUUGGAAGGCCUUGCACUUACUUCUUCGAUUUCCUUAUCCCUUCUCUUCCUGGUUAUGCUCUGCUUGAGGAAAGAGAACUAAAACUACCAUAUGACUUAGUUGUUAAUGGGGCACCCUACCUUGGUCCUCCACUUGAUGUUGCAGAAGAUCUUUGCUAAUUUGAGCUAGAAGACAUCCCUAUCAAAAGAAUGAAGGCCUUUUUACUUUCCUGCCUUUUUAUUUGGUAUUGUAAAGAAGGUAGACACUUGGU